This is a messenger RNA of Darwinula stevensoni, 417 nucleotides long. The record is from the annotation of a GenBank genome assembly. Lineage: Eukaryota; Metazoa; Arthropoda; Ostracoda; Podocopida; Darwinulidae.
GUUCCCGCAGAAGAAGCGGACAUUUAUGGAGUGGCUCACAUAUACGCCACGUUGGUGCCAUGCUUCCACGUGCAGACAGACCAGUCAGAGGAAGAUGAAGAUUCCCGCUCCUUGCAGAAGCGGAACGGCAGCGAUCGACAACGGCAGCGGAGGGCAUUUCGCAGCUCUGAACAUGAAAAGACCGAGGAGAAGCUCAAGAUACAAUUGGGUGAGACGGCUGUGCUACAGGAGAAAGCGGACAGAAUCGAGAAGAAAGCAGAUGACACAAGCUAUAUGAUGCAACAAGUUUACAAGAUAUUAAGCGGAAAGAAUGGGGUCAUAGCGGUCCUCGUGGUACUCUUCGCCAUCUCGGUUGCCAUCAAUUACUUCCGCUGAACCAUCCAACUAACCAUAGAUACCAUCAUGAAAUAAAACGGC